CCUGCUCCCAGCAUGCACCUGGCCCACUGGGCCUCCAGCAAGACUGUUGAGGCCCAGGUCAAAGGUCAUGUGGUCUGUGUCCUUCACCUGCAGCUGCAGUGGAGCUGCAGCCACCAGGGGGGGCAAAACACACAGGUCUGCAGCUCUCACUGUGGAUCAGCCGCCUUCCGGGCCACAGCCAGGUUGGUGAUUGAUGACGGGACAGCUGAAGCUCAUGUCUGGUUGUCAGGGCGACCGGUCCAGGCUGCGCUGGGAUUGGCUGAUUCCCAGUGGGCGGGGCUCCAGAGGGCGGUCAGGGUCAGAGGUCAGGUCCAGGUGUUCCCUGGGGGGCGGAGCCUGAGGACAGACGGAGACACUGAGGACGUCCUGCUGCACUUCCUGCUGUCCCUCUGCAGCGGUGAUGUCAUCGGGCAGCAGGUCAUCCUCACCUGCAGGAAGCGGACCAAUCAGAGCUCAGCAGAGGUGAGACGCUUCAGCCGAGGAGACAGAGACUUCCUGACCAGGAGGCUCCGCCCCCUGCAGCUCACCUGUUCUCACCUGGAGCUGCAGGAAGAAUCAUGAUGACCCGAGUCAGAACUCCGAGUCAUCUAUCUGACCUGGACUCACCUGGAGACAAGAUGAACAUCAAGCUUCCUGUUCACCUGUUGAACCUGUUCACCUGUUGAACCUGUUCACCUGGAUGUUGAACAGUCAGUAAAUGUUCCCCAGCAGAUCUCAGUCUGACAGAAACACCUGGACAGGUGAGUCCACUGCACCUGGUCCAAUUACUGACUGUCAUCAGAUCUCUGUCAGGCUGCAGGUCUUGGACUUGGACUAGGCCGUUUGAGUUUCUGUUCAUUUAUUAAAAACAUUUUUUCCUCUCA
Messenger RNA from Xiphophorus hellerii (green swordtail), 863 nucleotides. Its product is annotated as CST complex subunit CTC1-like. Bases 13 to 561 code for a protein of 182 amino acids. Gene Ontology annotation, molecular function: telomeric repeat DNA binding; single-stranded DNA binding. Gene Ontology annotation, biological process: positive regulation of DNA replication; telomere maintenance via telomere lengthening. Gene Ontology annotation, cellular component: CST complex. The record is from RefSeq and is a predicted model, not a curated record. NCBI's taxonomy places the organism in Eukaryota, Metazoa, Chordata, Actinopteri, Cyprinodontiformes, Poeciliidae. The transcript is spliced from 6 exons.